AUGGGGAAAGCUUGCGGGUACGGGUCGCUGUUUCCCCGACCAGAGGCAAAGCCAACGCAGCCGUUAUCGCUCUUUUGUCCGACUGCCUCCACCUGGCCCGCGCUGACGUGA
Geodia barretti is the source of this 111-nucleotide messenger RNA. Lineage: Eukaryota; Metazoa; Porifera; Demospongiae; Tetractinellida; Geodiidae. The record is from the annotation of a GenBank genome assembly.